AUAUCUGGACGCUAAUCUCUAGUGUAACGUCUAUGUAUCAUACAACCUCUAGACGUUGAUUAAUUGUGACGUACAUGUAUCAUACAAUCUCUGACGUCACCAUGGACCUGUAUGUAAACAGCCUGUCCAACCAGUCGGCCAUGUUGGAUGACGUCACCAACCAGAGUGAGCCGUCACUGACCAACCACACGGAGUACCCCACAUACCCCACACCAUUCGGUGUCCUGUUCUACAGGUACAUGUUCAUCGUCAUCUACAGCGUCAUCUUCGCUACCUGCGUCAUAGGCAACACGCUGGUGCUGGUUGUGACGUCACGAAGUCCCCGGAUGAAAACAAGAACCAAUUUUUUCCUGGCCAACCUGGCAGCUGCUGAUUUGUGUGUCGGUCUGAUCUGUGUCCUGCCUAAUCUCUUCACCUUUCUAUACCCGGGAUGGCUCCUCGGCAAGGCCAUGUGCCAUGUGUACGCUCAGCAUUUCUCCUUACAGGCCAUGUGUAAGCUCACCAUUUCUCCUUACAGGCCAUGUAGCAUGUGUAAGCUGACCAUUGCUCCUUACAGGCCAUGUGCCAUGUGUAAGCUCACCAUUUCUCCUUACAGGCUAUAUGCCAUGUGUAAGCUGACCUACUUCUCCGAGAGCUUUAGCUUCUGCGCCUCUGUCCUCCUGCUGGCGGUCAUCGCAGUAGAGCGCUACAUCGCUGUCAUGCACCCCCUCAAGGCCAGGUGUUUGUUUACAGCACGCAGGAUGCACGUGGCACAGGCCAUCACCUGGCUGCUGGCCGCCAUCUACAACAUCCCUCUCCUCAUCAUCUUCGACACCUUCACCGACGAGAACGACGACCGCACCACCUUCUGCUUCCUCAAGUACCAGAUCAACAUGAAAACCUACUACACCGCCAACUUCAUCUGCUGGUACCUCAUUCCGCUCCUCGUCAUGACCGGCGUCUACGCCGUCAUUUCCUGGACUCUCUGGCACUCCGGCAACAUCUUCAACAAACAGAGCCACGACAACAGCAGCGAGGAGAACGUGACCAAGACGCUGCCCAUGGUGCGCCCGGAUAAGUCCUCCAUGUCCUCUAGCAGCAGCGGUGCCGGGAGUGCUGCCAGCGGUAGGAGGAAGAGUAACGGAAGCAUCGGACAGAGCAGCCAUCAUGGGUGUUCCAGCGUUGCUUACACCGGAUACAGCGUCAACGGUGUGGGGUGUAACUGCACCAUGUAUUCGGAAAUUUCCGAAAGGUUUUCGUGUAACGGGGAUUUCCAGAACCACGGAGAGGACAGUGUGGUUCUGUCGUCAGCUAAAAAUAACCCGGCGCAGCCCACUUUACACAUGGAGGGAAAUCGUCUGCCCAUUCAGUGGUCGUGGCCGACCGGAAAUGAAGCCAACCGGGCAGAACUGAACCGUCAAAGCAGACGAUCACCCCACAAUGGCCGCGGCACAGAUACCCACGCCGGCAACACGUUUGAGAUGACGUGUAUGUCCGGCUCCUGCCCCCAGCAAUGCCCGUCUGCCACAAAGCGUCAGAGCGUCAAGAAACUCAACCAGGCUAUCACGCUCAUCAACGGCAAACGGCACCGCUCCGGCUCCCGGCGCUCCUUCCAUUCAGACUGCGCUUCAGACACGUCAAGUUCCGGUCAGACGAAGCAGUGCGAUACCAGUAGGAAUCGAUACCAGGCGACUUCCAUUCGCGUGCUGUCCUCCAGACGGAAAGUCAUUCGUCUGCUGGUCUUGGUACAGAUCACGUUUGCCGUCUGCUUGUUGCCGCACCACGUACGUCUGCUGUUGACGUACUGGGAGAUGUACCCGUCGCCGACCUUCAAGCUGAGCUUCUUCCCGCCCUUCGCUUUUAUCUGCAUGUACCUCAACUCUGCCCUCAAUCCUGUGCUCUACAGCCUGUUCUCGGAAAGUUUUCGCCGGAGUCUCAGGGAACUUGUCCGCAGACCGUGGCACAAGUGGAGGUCAACCACGACCAAACACGACUAUUUGACCUCCAAAAGUCGGCGGACUGUCAACUGA
This is a messenger RNA of Physella acuta, 2009 nucleotides long. Its product is annotated as thyrotropin-releasing hormone receptor. Gene Ontology annotation, molecular function: G protein-coupled receptor activity. Gene Ontology annotation, biological process: G protein-coupled receptor signaling pathway. Gene Ontology annotation, cellular component: plasma membrane. NCBI's taxonomy places the organism in Eukaryota, Metazoa, Mollusca, Gastropoda, Physidae. The record is from RefSeq and is a predicted model, not a curated record.